Messenger RNA from Malania oleifera, 829 nucleotides. RefSeq lists its product as uncharacterized. The transcript has 4 exons. Lineage: Eukaryota; Viridiplantae; Streptophyta; Magnoliopsida; Santalales; Ximeniaceae. The record is from RefSeq and is a predicted model, not a curated record. Bases 166 to 696 code for a protein of 176 amino acids.
AACCAAACUUAAAAUCCAACUAAUGCGAAUGAUUCGGUCUUCAGCGAUUGUGCUCGCCCCUAUUUGGGAGGAGAAACAUUGGGAAACCAUGUUAAUGUAUACUUUACCCAAACUUCAAAUGUGCUGAGCUCACAAGAAGACAUACAGGAAGGUGACACCAUUUCCAUGGCUGAAGAUGAAGCUCCGGAGACCAACUGCAACAUCCCAGAGCCUCCGCAGCUCUCUUCUCUUCCAGCUCCCUUUGUGGAAGUUAUGUGCAAAAGUUCGGGCAAGACGAGGCGUUUUGCUGCAGGCACCGAGGCCGGAUUUGCACUAUCUUUGAUCAACAAAAAAUUGGAUUGUGGGAUGCCACUUGCUUGGCUUAUUGAAUCUGUUAAAGAAGGGGAAGAGCCUGUCAGUUUUGGACCCAAAUCGGUUCUUGUAGAUUAUGGCAAUGGUUGGAAGUUGAAGACAGUUACUGAAUUUGAAGGUACUGGAAGAGGAGAAGGAGUUCAGCCAACAAAAAUGCCAAUGCCUACAGCAAUGGGUCCGGAUGGUUUGCGACCUGUACAGAAAGCAUCUCAACCGAUAAUAAAUUUUAUGUACAUUGGAAGGAUUAUUUUGGCUUUUGUUGUGAUUUUUUUUCUUGCUGCAAUUUUCACUUUAGUUCUUGAGAAUCUCCCCAGAAUACUCACAUUUAUCAACUCAUCCAUGUAAUUUUUAAAGAAUGAACAAAAUUUGAGUAUUUGGAUACAUGCAACAGAUAUUAUGUAAUACUAGUUGUGUGGACAUGCUCUUUGCAUGUUUUUAUUUCUAAUAAUAAUAAUACAAAAGACAGCAGUUUAUAACA